UCUCCUUUCUUGUUAUUUUUAGAAUUUGUAGUUUAACAUGUCGUACUGUUUAACUUUCUUAAUUAACAUCUAAAAUUAGGUGCCAAUGCUUCGAGUUAUGGACGAUGAAGUGUUGAAAGAAAUCUUUGACAAUCUUAAGCCAGUGAGCUAUACAGAAGACAACCAUAUAAUUGUUGAGGGUGAACCACUUGUUAAAAUGCUCUUCAUCACUCAAGGCAUUUUGUUGACCUACACUAGAAACAAUGAUGCUGGAACCACCGAGUGUCUUGACAAAGGUAAGUUCUUUGGAGACGAGCUUCUGAUCUGGGCAUCAACAUUCUCCCCGUUUUCGGCCUUACCCAUCUCCACCAGAUUUGUCAAGCCCCUCACAAAAGUUGAAGCGUUUGCACUCAAGGCCAAUGACUUGAAGAUUAUAGCGUCUAAAUUCCCAGAGGCAUUUCGGAACAGAUGAUGAGAGAUGAUGGUACAAUCCAGUUGAUGACUAUUAUGACUCAUCCGGUCCAC
Messenger RNA from Prunus persica (peach), 504 nucleotides. RefSeq names its product cyclic nucleotide-gated ion channel 1-like. The coding region runs from base 86 to 451 and encodes 121 amino acids. The record is from RefSeq and is a predicted model, not a curated record. The transcript has a single exon. NCBI's taxonomy places the organism in Eukaryota, Viridiplantae, Streptophyta, Magnoliopsida, Rosales, Rosaceae.